UUUCCCGAAUUCUCUUGUCUAACCCUCCGCCGCUGCGACCCUCCGCUGCAAGGUGACGACGGUUCUAUUCCCCAAGUCUCUCUUUAAUUUGCUCGCUUGAGGUCGAACGCCACGGAAAGAUAGGAAGCAGAAGUGGAAGUGCAGAUGGAGCUUGAGGUCAAGGUGGUUGGAGGCAUCGAGAGCUGCUUCGUUUCGCUCCCUCUUUCUCUAAUACAUACCCUACAGUCCACGAGCGGUGGGUUCCUUCCCCCUGUUCUUGCCAUAGAGCUUCGAUCGUAUUCCGGCGCCUCCUGGAGCGUCGCAUGGUCGGGCUCUGCCUCAAAGUCCUCCUCAAUUGAGGUUGGCCAGCAAGUUGCUGAAUGUAUUUCUCUGCCAAAUGGAACUAAAGUGCAAGUGAAAGCAAAUGGUAAUCUGUCCAAAGCUUCACUGGUUAACAUAGAACCUAAUAGUGAAGAUGACUGGGAAAUCUUGGAGCUCAACUCACAGGCUGCGGAGGAGGCUAUUUUGAAGCAGGUAGGGAUUGUAUUUGAAGGGAUGAAGUUCCCUUUGUGGUUGCAUGGGCACAUGGUUGUUGAGUUUAUUGUUGUCUCAAUUUUUCCUAACAAACCGGUAGUUCAACUCAUGCCAGGUACUGAGGUUGCUGUUAGACCAAAAAGUCGGAAGAAUAGAGUUGGUGCUUGUACCGAGGUACAAAGCCACUGUUCAAUAGAUGAAAAAAAGGGGACAAAGGCAAUAUUACGCAUUCAAGCUUCAGAGGGAAAUCAUGUGCAUAAAUUAGUGUUCGGAGGUGUUGAGUUUGGCGUGGUACUCACUUCUGUUGUUCACUUACACCCAGAAACAGCUAGAAAGCUUUCAUUUGAUAAUCUUCAGUUAGUUGUUAUCGAGCCUAGAUUACCACAUCUUAAGGCAAUGAAAAAUUUGAAAGAUGCUACACAGAGAGGAAGUAAUUUUGCCAAUAGUGAAGGGAAUACCAGGGAUUCAUCAAAUAGUACAAGAAGAGCCCGACACACAAUUCUUCGAAUUUUAUAUUCUGAUACAGUUGCCAAAGGGCAUAUGAUGCUUCCAAAGGCUAUCCGUCUUUUCCUAAGAGCUGCCAUACAUUCAUGGGUCUGGAUAAAGAAAUAUAAUUAUAAUCCAAUGAAGGAUGUCCCUUUUUUGACCCUUUCCCCUUGCCGGUUUCAACUUUUUGGGAAGAAUAACAGCAUUGAUAAGGACGAUUUGAAUGUAUUUGAGAGUCGCCAAAAGUUUAAGAGAAAUAGCACAGAUACCAGGCCAUCUUCCUUGAUGAAUAUGAAUGUGGCAGACUUGGGGAAACAUGAAAAUUUUCUUGAAUCUCUAUUUGACAAAGUUUGUGUGAAUGGAGAUAAAAAAGGUGUCUCGAGACUGGAUACAAAAUGGGAUCAGAAGUUUCUUAUUCAAGCAUGGUUUAUUGGACAACUAAAAGAGCUUGCAUUGCAUUCUAGCCAAAUGGAGCUCACGUCAAUUACUUUGCCGAAGGAAACUAUACUUCAUUUUGAAAUCACAAAUUAUGACUUAGUACCCAAAUCAAUGAAAAUGUUGUUUUCUGAGGGACACUUGGAGAAGCAGAGUGAACAGUGUACAUUUGAGCUACUGUACCUUUUAGUUGCAACAUUUGAUGAAUCUUGUCAUGAUGAGCUGAAGCAGAGUUAUGAACUCACCUUAAAUGCUGGAAACAAAGAUGUCCAUAGCAUAAACGAUCUGGGGUUAAUAUCUGAAAAGCUUGAGUUUGGAGAUCCUCUUCAUCUUGAUUCUGUUUUGGAAGGUGGAUUUGGCCGAAAGUUUAAUUUGACCUUGUCUUCUUUGAGUUGGAUGGAGAAAGCUGCCACUGAUGCUAUUAAUAGGUUGUUAGUGCUCUUGUCUCCGUCUUCUCUAAAAUUAUUGAACACAUUUAAUGUACCCCUCCCAGGACAUGUGCUGAUUUAUGGACCUCCUGGCUCUGGAAAAUCUACAUUAGUCAUGGCUAUUGCUAAACAUUUGGAAGAGCAUGCAGAAAUCUUAGCCCAUGUAGUAUUUAUUGGCUGCUCAAAACUUGCUCUUGAGAAGAGUCAAACAAUUCGGCAAGCAAUUGCAGAUUAUGUUUCUGAAGCUCUAGUUCAUUCCCCUUCCAUUAUCGUUUUUGAUGAUCUGGAUAAUAUUAUUUCGUUCUCAUCUGAUUCUGAGGGAUUACAGACUUCCACUUCUGUCACUGGUUUGGCUAAUUUUUUGAUAGACAUUAUGGAUGAAUACAGGGAAAACUGUCAGAACUCUUGUGGAUAUGGCAGCAUUGCUUUCGUGGCUUCUGCUCAGUCUCUUGGAAAGCUACCUCACUUAUUAACAUCUUCUGGGAGGUUCGAUUUCCAUGUAGAGCUACCUGCCCCUGCUGUGUCUGAAAGAGGAGCUAUACUGAAGCAUGAAAUCCUGAAGCGUGGUUUACAUUGUUCCGAGGAUAUAAUUUCCGAGAUUGCUUCCAAAUGUGAUGGUUUUGACGCAUAUGACUUGGAAAUUUUGGUUGAUCGUGCUGUGCAUGCUGCUAUUAGUCAUUCAUUAGCUUUCAAUGAUACGGAGCCUGAAAAGCCUGUUUUGAUAAAGGAUGAUUUUUCGGAAGCACUGCAUGACUUUGUUCCGGUUUCCAUGCGUGGGUUAACAAAGGCUGUUGUUGAAGGUGGGCGCAAUGGGUGGGAAGAUAUCGGUGGACUUAGCCACAUUCGAACUGCCAUUCAAGAGAUGAUCGAAUUGCCUUCUAAGUUCCCAAAUAUCUUUGCUCAUUCACCGUUGAGGAUGAGAUCAAAUGUGCUAUUGUAUGGGCCUCCUGGUUGUGGAAAAACUCACAUUAUAGGAGCUGCUGCAGUUGCUUGCUCUCUUAGAUUUAUAUCUGUUAAAGGGCCUGAGCUACUCAACAAAUACAUUGGUGCUUCAGAGCAAGCUGUUCGUGAUUUGUUCUCAAAAGCAGCUGCAGCAGCACCUUGCCUACUGUUUUUUGAUGAGUUUGAUUCUAUCGCACCAAAGAGGGGUCAUGACAACACAGGGGUUACUGAUCGUGUUGUUAAUCAGCUGCUGACUGAGUUAGAUGGCGUGGAAGCAUUAACAGGGGUUUUUGUUUUUGCUGCAACUAGUCGACCAGACUUGCUGGAUGCUGCACUUCUGCGUCCUGGAAGACUUGAUCGUCUUCUUUUUUGUGAUUUUCCAUCAUGGCAUGAGCGCUUGGACAUUCUCAAAGUUCUUUCAAGGAAGCUUCCAUUGUCUGCUGAUGUCAAUUUGGAAGUGAUAGCAUCCAUGACUGAAGGGUUUAGCGGGGCUGAUCUUCAAGCUCUUCUGUCAGAUGCUCAGCUUGCUUCAGUUCACGAGCUUUUGGACAGGGAAGCCACUGGUAAAUGGGAAAGAAUUCCUAUUAUUAAUGACAUGCUUCUGAAAUCUGUUGCUUCAAAGACAAGACCCUCAGUUUCAGAAACUGAGAAGAGGAGACUCUACGCGAUUUAUAGCCAAUUCCUGGACUCAAAGAAGUCUGUGGCGUCUCAGAUAAGGGAUGCCAAAGGUAAAAGAGCAACCCUUGCAUAAUUUUGUACAGUGGAGUGAACAGCAGAAACAACUAGUGGUUGAAUUUUUUGAAGAGGAAAGCUGAUGCAGAAAUAAGGGGUGAGUUUCUUUUUAUUAUUUUUUUAUCAUAAAAUUUCAUUUUAUUUUGAAGAAAUCUCUUUUUUUUUUUUUUUUUUGGGAUUAUUCUAAGAAAAGUUAUGUAAUAUUAUCAUAUGUUAGGAUGAUCCAA
Molecule: messenger RNA, 3763 nt
Organism: Dendrobium catenatum
Lineage: Eukaryota; Viridiplantae; Streptophyta; Magnoliopsida; Asparagales; Orchidaceae
Product: peroxisome biogenesis protein 1
Exons: 18
Coding region: 145-3555 (1136 amino acids)
Biological process (GO): protein import into peroxisome matrix
Cellular component (GO): peroxisomal membrane; cytosol; peroxisome
Molecular function (GO): ATP hydrolysis activity; ATP binding
Source: RefSeq, a predicted model, not a curated record